CUAUACGUCACUGGACGUUCGGAGAGUUUGCUCCGCCACGACGGUGCAGCAGUUUGGAGCGUCUGGAGUCCGGAUUAGUUUUCUUUGAGGGAUCUGGAUGACUGAGGUGAAGCAGCAGCAGUGGGGGCAGGUCUCUGGUCUGGGACCUGUGGACCUCUGGGUCCUCCAGUCCUCCCAGGUCCAGGUUGAGGUCCUUAGCCUCGGGGCCAUCAUCCGAUCCAUUUGCUGCAGUGGAAACGAUGGGCAGAUCAGGGAUGUCGUCUUGGGCUAUGAUGACCUGGAAGGGUAUAUUUCUGACAAGCGGUACUUUGGGGCUGUUGUUGGUCGUGUGGCCAACAGAAUUGCAAAUGGACGCUUUAUGGUGGAAGGGAAAGAGUACCAACUCGAUCUCAACAAUGGACCAAAUGCUUUGCAUGGAGGUCUUAAGGGCUUCAAUAAGGCCAUUUGGUGUGCUACAGCAGUCAACAAUGGCGUGCAGCUAAGAUUAACCAGUCCAGACGGAGACCAAGGUUAUCCUGGAGAGCUUGAGGUUUCUGUCUGCUACGUCCUACAGGGGAACACACUGACUGCUGAAUACCGAGCUCGCUGUUCUAAAACAACCCCUGUUAACCUCACCAACCACACCUACUUCAACCUGGCUGGACAUGAUGCAAAAGACGUCUAUGAUCAUGAAGUGUCCAUUAGUGCUCCAUCCUACCUACCUGUGGACGACACAAAGAUUCCUACAGGAGAGAUCAGAGCUGUGGACGGGACUGAAUUUGACCUCAGAAAGCCAGUUCUUCUUGGCCCACGGCUGAAAGGAGGCCUGACUCCAGGAUUUGACCACAACUUCUGUUUAUCAGCACCCAAGGACGCCUGGAAAGAGAGACAUGCCUCCCGAGUCUGUCAUCCGGCCAGUGGGCGUGUCUUGGAGGUUUCAACCAGCCAACCAGGAGUCCAGUUCUACACAGCCAAUGUCCUGGACGGUUCUAUUGAAGGAAAGAGUGGAGUGAGAUAUGGGAAGCACAGCUCCUUCUGCCUGGAGACACAGAGCUGGCCUGACGCUGUCAAUCAGGUUUCCUUCCCCAGCUGCCUCCUCCACCCUGGUGAGGAAUACCAUCAUGUCACUCGCUUCACCUUCUCCACGGUCUGAUCCUGCUGCGCUGAGCAAUGCAAUCACUAUACUUUCAGAUAAAGUCCUGUUUACUUUCUCAUGAAAUAAUCAUGUACCAGAUACUUUUAAGAGCUUGAGCUUCUUUCCCAGCUGUUUAAUGCGAAACAUAUUUGCUGGUUCUAUCGCUGAAGAAAACCCAAAUUUGCUCCACUUCAGAACUUGUGAUUUUGAACAAUGUUAUAAUCAAAAGAUAAACAGUGGCAUGCUAAAUGUCUUCUACUGUAUAUCAUAAUUAUUGACUAUAGUAAUAAGUUCAUUUUUUGACUUGAUUUGUUUUUUUAAUAAGAAUAAAAUUUGAAAAAUAAAGUCAGCUUUGUG
Molecule: messenger RNA, 1471 nt
Organism: Salarias fasciatus (jewelled blenny)
Lineage: Eukaryota; Metazoa; Chordata; Actinopteri; Blenniiformes; Blenniidae
Gene: galm
Product: galactose mutarotase
Exons: 9
Coding region: 98-1132 (344 amino acids)
Biological process (GO): glucose metabolic process; beta-D-galactose catabolic process via UDP-galactose, Leloir pathway
Molecular function (GO): carbohydrate binding; aldose 1-epimerase activity
Source: RefSeq, a predicted model, not a curated record